AUGGCUAAGUGUGCAUUUGGUGUGUCGAAGGUGGAGCACUUAGGUCACUUUAUCAGUGUUGAAGGGGUUUCAACUAAUCCAAACAAAAUACUGGAUGUACAGAGUUGGCCCAUUCCUAGCAAUAUUAUACAACUGAGGGAAAUUAUUGGACUUGCUGGAUACUACAGGAGGUUCAUCAAAGGGUUUGCUGCUAUAUACAGAACAUUACAUGAUCAACUUAAGAAGAAAGGUUUCUCUUGGACUGAAGAAUAUACUGCAGCUUUUAACCAGUUAAAACAAGCACUAGUUUCUGCAACUAUUUUAGCAAUGCCAUAUUAUGCCAAAUCUUUUAUUGUGGAAACUGAUGCUAGUGGUAAGGAUAUUGGAGCAGUUCUAAUGCAACAAGGGCAUCAUAUAGCUUACAUCAAACAGAAGGCCCUAAAACAUCUCUUGGAACAACAAGUUCAUACUGAUUUCCAGGUUGAUGGGAUCUCAAAGCUCAUGGCUUUUGAUUUCUCUAUUGAGUAUAAAAAGGAAGUGGAAAACAAGAUUCAAAAUACUUGGUACACUGAUCUAACACUGCAGUUGGUAAUCACUAAGCUACAACAACAACCUUAUAAAUCAUAUACCUGGUGUAACAACCAGCUAAGGUGGAAGGGCAGGCUUGUGGUUGGUGAUGAUAUGCAAUUAAGAACAACUAUCAUUGAACAAUGGCAUGCCACUCCUCAAGGAGGUCACUCCAGUAUGGAUGCUACCAUUAAGAGAUUGCAAUCCUUAUUCUUUUGGAAGAAUCUUAGCCAGGAUACUAGGAUAUACAUCAGCAAAUGUGAUAUAUGUCAAAGGCACAAAUAUGAUGUUGUUGCAUCUCAUGGAUUGUUGCAGCCUCUACCAAUUCCCGAAGGAGUUUGGACUUAUAUUUGCUUGAAUUUUAUUGAGGGUCUACCUAAGUCCAAUGGCAAUGAGGCGAUCUUGGUUGUGGUAGACAUGUUGAGUAAGUAUGGUCGUUCCAUGGCUUUGUCCCAUCCAUAUAAUGCUCAAUCUGUAGCUCAAUGA
Molecule: messenger RNA, 1032 nt
Organism: Nicotiana tabacum (common tobacco)
Lineage: Eukaryota; Viridiplantae; Streptophyta; Magnoliopsida; Solanales; Solanaceae
Source: RefSeq, a predicted model, not a curated record